Messenger RNA from Drosophila montana, 1923 nucleotides. RefSeq names its product SPRY domain-containing protein 7. The transcript has 3 exons. The record is from RefSeq and is a predicted model, not a curated record. Gene Ontology annotation, molecular function: protein binding. NCBI's taxonomy places the organism in Eukaryota, Metazoa, Arthropoda, Insecta, Diptera, Drosophilidae. The coding region runs from base 107 to 904 and encodes 265 amino acids.
GGAUUAAAACACACAAAAGAAAAAACAAACUGCAGCUGGAAAAUAUUCAAGCUGACCCAAAUAAAAAAAGAAGCUUAAUUAAAAUAUAUUCAUUAGCCUUUGUGAAAUGUUCUGCUGCCUGCGCACGUGCUUCAAUGGGGGGCAGCUGCGAAAGCCAACGUCAGCAGCGCAUCGUCUCAGGGAGCCCGAAGUGCACCUAGAUGCGGCGCAUAUGGGCCCCGAUGUCAUAUUGCUGUCGCAUCAGCUGCGUGUAACAGGCACAGGCGGUGUACUGGCCACUGCGCCCCUGGUGCAGUCCAAAUCCUACUUCGAGGUGAAGAUCCAACAGAGCGGCAGCUGGUCAAUUGGCCUGGCCACGCGUCAUGCGGAUCUCACACGCAAGUGGGGCGGCGGGGAUCGUGAAUCCUGGUGCCUGUGCUCCGACAAUGCGACACGCCACAACGACGAAGAGUUCCGACCCGUUGUGGCCAACUGCAAACAGCCAACGGGUGCCGCCAAGUCACCCGCCGCCGCGGUCACAUCCACUGCCAAUGGUAUAUUAAACAAUAGCGCUGCCGCUGCAGCAGGCCUGAUUGCAAUUGAGGAUCUGCAAGAGGAUCUGCUGAUGACCACUGGCGUUGAGACGGCGCCAGAGCUGAGGACGGUGGAUGCUUUGAUCAGUGCACCGCAACGUGACUAUCCUGACGAGGGCGACAUACUCGGCGUGGCCUUCGAUCAUGUCGAAUUGAAUUUCUAUUUCAAUGGCAAAAAUCUGGAAGUGCCUUUUCGCAAUGUACGCGGCUCGGCACUGUUUCCGGUCAUCUACGUGGGCAAUGGCGCCAUACUGGACAUUAUUCUGGAUAAUUUUACGCACGGUCCGCCCUCGGGAUUUGAGCGCAUCUUACUGGAGCAGUCACUACUUUAGAGCAUCGGCUCAAAGUCACAUGCCAUGAACAAAAUAGCAGGCUACGGGUUUUCUACUGCCAGCUCCUGCUUCAAAAGUAUUGAAAAUUAUUUCUAGUCUCGCAGCCGCAAAUGUUGACGCCAUGAAUCGAUUCUCAAAUCAAAUUAAAAAUCACAGGCUCGUUUUCUCUAUGUCCGUUGAAAUUGAAAUUCCCAUCUGAUUGUUCCCAUUGUUAACUAGCACCAAACUUGCGGUUAAAUAUCUAGCGAAUCAUCUGCUAAUUCAGUCCUAAUUUUUCUACCAUGUGUUUUGUUCUCUGACAAUUCUCUUGUUGUCCGAACUAAUCGGAAAAUAUAGCAAAUCUACAGCUAUACUCUCUUCACAAAUUUUAUACACUGUUCCCUCCUGGUAAAAUAUGCAUAACAUAUGUAAAAGUCAUUUUGUUUGAUGCCUUUAAAGCGAGAUAUUUGGUAGUUAUCUUAUAAAUACCCGCGUCAGCUAGAUUAGCUAGUUAGUCACGCCAAUCCUAGUCCUCGUUAAUACCCUAAAUAGUUAGUUUCUGCAGGUAAGUCACAAUAUUUGAUAAGCAGAAGGAUGAUCUCAUUUAUCGAGCAUUAGAACAAAUAAAUAGCAGUACAUUUAUAUGGGCCAGUGUUGAUAAGCACGUGCUUGUUCUGACUGUUUGAACUUUUCGCAACACAAAUCUUGGGAAAACGAGCCUUGAAAUUAAAAUGUCCAAUCAAUCAACAGUUUCAAAGCAAUUUCCACACAUUUCUUAUUAAUGAAGACUUAAAUAAUUUAACUAUAGCAUAUGGGAGUUAAUUCAUGUCACAUUUGCGGCUGAAACAAUUUUGCGUAUUAUUUAAAUUUUUGAAUGUAUGUUUUGUAAAUUAUUAAAACGUAGCUAGACCUUGCGACUGCUUUGUAUAAUACACCACUCUAUAGACUAUAUAAUAAUAAAAUAUUAUAUUUUCUUUCGUACAUUCCCAUUAUACAAAAAAAAAAUCUACAAGAGUUAUUGGACUAUAGCCUAACUUUAU